AAGCGGGCGACGGACGGAGCGGACACGACGGACGGAAGCCAGCAACCGAUAAGUACACCGUCGGUUUGCCGAAAUAUGGCACCUCUUGGAAAGCUUGACGAAUACGACGAAAAACAACAGAAUUUUGACUCGUAUUUAGAGCGUUUCGAGCACUUCGUUAGCGCAAACGACAUCAAACCAGAAAAGAAGCUAGCGGUGUUCUUGACCGUUAUAGGACCUCGAGCUUACGAAGUUCUGAAAAGCUUGGUCGUACCGGCAGUACCGGGAGAUAAGUCGUUCGAAGAAGUGAAAGUUUUGCUGAAAAACCACUAUAGCCCGAAGAGCUCGGUCAUAGCGGAAAGGUGCAAAUUCAACAGACGUGUACAAGAGGAACAGGAGAGCGUUGAAGAUUUCAUUGUAGCGCUAAAGCAUUUGGCAAGGAAGUGUGACUUUGGCCAGUUUCUGCAAGAUGCUCUGAGGGACAGGCUUGUGGCGGGAAUACGGCGCGAAGAAACGCAACGUGCGCUAUUCGCCGAAGAAAGCUUAACCUUCGAAAGGGCAUGCAAGAUCGCAUUGGAUCAAGAGCAGGCGGCACGACAGACAGCGUUACUACACGCCGGAAGCAAAGACGCGUCGUUGAACGAGAUAAGAGCGAACCAGAAAGAUAACGUCAAUAAGCGUGACGUUCGAAAACACAAGCAAAGCAAGAAGUCUUGCGAAAGAUGUGGAAGGGCGCAUGCGGCAAGCAAAUGUUGGUACAAGAAUGCUACGUGUCACAAGUGUGGCAAGUUAGGCCAUUUGCAAAAAGUGUGCUCGAACGAGAAAAAGGGACCCAAGAACGCGAAUGCAGUGGACUGCUCGGAGGACGAUUCAGAACUGGACGUCUAUCACUGCCUUAACACGGUGCGUUCGGGUUAUGAAGUGAAAGUCAAUGUUGAAGGGGCGGACGUUUUCAUGCAAAUUGAUACAGGAGCGGCUGUAACAAUUGUUCCUGAAAGUGUUGCGAAAACCGUGUUCCCUCAUGUCAAGUGUGAGCCAUCUCGGGUAAACCUAAAAACGUACACGGGUGAACGAAUCCCGGUAAAAGGGCAAUGUGACGUUUCCGUCACAUACGAAAACCAGACUUUGAAACUGCCCGUUAUCGUCGUCGAUAACCAAGGCAAGAAAUUGCCGUUGCUCAUGGGGCGGAACUGGCUUGAGAGGCUCAGACUUGAUUGGAAAAGCGUCAUGUCACUGGAGCAUGUAACUGAUUCACACCGAAUAGAAGCGCUGCGUAACAAGUUCCCGACAGUAUUUUCUAAUCAGUCUAGUGUCACGAACAACUAUCAAGCGAAGAUAGUUCUAAAACAAGAUUGUACGCCGGUUUUUUGCAAGGCGAGACCGGUGCCUUACGCGUUACGCGAUAAGGUUGGAGAAGAGCUGGACAGGCUAGAGAAGAGCGAGGUUUUACGCCGCGUAAGUCACAGUGAGUGGGCGACUCCGGUAGUUGUAAUUCACAAGAAAGAUGGAUCACUCAGGUUGUGCGGGGAUUACAAGGUUGUGCGGUUCACACACGCCGACCACAUCCGAGACCGCCUUGCAAGCCCGACGUCCCUUGCUGCACCGCCUACGCCGGAGGAGCCUACGCUCCCAGAUGUUCCGGUGCCUCGAGAAACCCAGCCGAUGGUGCCACAAGUUGCUUCUGCUGCUAUGCCAGCGGACUCUCAAGCCGGCAGUCAACAAGCUACACGGACGCGUCAGCAGCCGCUUCCACCACCGAGUUCCACAAGUGCGCCAGUGACGACACCGGAGCCUUGUACUGAGGCUCCGACUUCCAGAAGAAGUACGCGAGUGCGGCGUCCACCGGACAGGUACAAACCGGAGGACUUCCGAAGCUGAUGUGAGGGGGAAGGAAUGUAGCAGCGUGGCGCUGCAAGUCACGGCGCACCACGGCGCAUCGGCUGUGCGCACCCCGGUCACGGAUGUCACGUGACAAGCGCCUAUAAGUAUAGCACGUUCAAUAAAGAAGCGCUUUUUGCCCGUUGGAAUGUC
Ixodes scapularis (black-legged tick) is the source of this 2010-nucleotide messenger RNA. RefSeq lists its product as uncharacterized. Lineage: Eukaryota; Metazoa; Arthropoda; Arachnida; Ixodida; Ixodidae. The transcript has 2 exons. Gene Ontology annotation, molecular function: zinc ion binding; nucleic acid binding. The record is from RefSeq and is a predicted model, not a curated record. The coding region runs from base 76 to 1857 and encodes 593 amino acids.